Drosophila kikkawai is the source of this 1221-nucleotide messenger RNA. Its product is annotated as putative gustatory receptor 98b. Gene Ontology annotation, biological process: sensory perception of taste; male courtship behavior; chemosensory behavior. The record is from RefSeq and is a predicted model, not a curated record. Gene Ontology annotation, molecular function: sweet taste receptor activity. Lineage: Eukaryota; Metazoa; Arthropoda; Insecta; Diptera; Drosophilidae. Gene Ontology annotation, cellular component: axon; neuronal cell body; dendrite.
AUGGAGGUCAACACGAGCCGCCUGUUGGCCACUGCCUUUCCCUAUCUGCAGAUCUUUUCCGUGUUUGCUCUCACACCGCCGCCCCAGAGUUUUGGAAAGACCUCCUAUCAUCGUCUCAAAAGAUAUUUGAUGGCUGGAUACUGUGGUUAUGCUUUGGCUAUCCUGGCACUGGUCUUUUUUGUGACUUACGUGAACAUUGUGGCAAUAAUCCAAGAGGUAGAAGACUACCAGGUGGCGGACUUCACCAAGGUCAUGGGAAAUACCCAGAAGAUUCUACUCUCGGUCAUGAGCAUCGCCAACCACCUGAACAUGCUGUUCAAUUAUCGUCGGCUCGGAGGAAUCUACAAGGACAUUGCGGAUCUGGAAGCUAAAAUCAAUGAUGCCUCCCAGUGCUUUGGUGGACAGGUGCACCGGUUCAGCUUCCGGUUCCGUCUGGCCAUUGGUGUGGGGCUGUGGCUUAUCCUCCUGGUGGGUUUAAUGCCGCGAUUCACCUUAUUGGCCAUGGGUCCCUACAUCAAUUGGCCAUGUAAGAUACUCUCCGAGUUCGUCCUGGUAAUGCAGCAGCUGAAGAACUUAGAGUACUGCGUCUUCGUGUUGCUCAUUCACGAGUUGGUGUUACGGCUGCGCCACACGCUUUUGCACCUGAAGAUGGAGCUGAUGGACUGCGAUAGCCAGGACAUGCUUCGAGCUUUGAGCGUGGCUUUGAAACGUAAUCAGCUGCUCAUUGGUCAAGUCUGGCGCUUGGGGGUUGAGCUGGCCACUUACUUCACAGUGUCCAUGAUAAUGCUGUUCCUGUACAACGGCCUGACCAUCCUACACGUGACCAACUGGGCGUAUAUCAAUACAUUUUAUGAUGACGAUUGCUGUCGCUAUGACCGAUUCGGCACUUGUUCUUUGCUGUUGAUCAACCUUUUGUUGGCCUGCUUCCUUAGCCAGCGUUGCACAAAUGCCUACAACAGCUUCCCUCGCAUCCUUCACCAAAUUCAAUGCUUGCCUGCAGUUACUGAUUUCCGCCCACUAAACAUGGGAAUUCGGGAAUACUCCUUGCAGACGCAGCAUCUGAGGCUGCUGUUCACCUGCGGCGGAUUUUUCGACAUAAAUCUAAAGUACUUUGGAGGGAUGCUGGUCACCAUUCUGGGUUAUACCAUAAUUCUCAUCCAAUUUAAAGUUCAGACAAUUGCCGAAACAAAAUAUAAAUCUAUCUACAACAGCACUACCUAA